AAUUUUCUAUUACCGAACGCUAUCUGGAGCAUUCAAACAUUAAAGCAUCUUGUCGUUUUCCAAAAUCAUGGAAGUGGUGGUUUUGAAUUUCCCAUGGACAAUCUUGAAGGCUCCCCAGAUUUAGAACACUUAGAAACUUUAUCCCUUGUAAUCGAUCCCUCUUCUCAGAGUCAAAGCUUGCAAAAGAUACUCUCAAAGUUACCAAGCAUCCGCAGGCUAACGUGCGUGAAUGGGAAUCGCAAUUGGAAUUCUGAAUGCGACGCAUCUGCUGAAAAUCACGAUGGGAUUCUCGUGCUUGAUUACUUGAGUCGUUUAGAAUCACUUAAGAUGGGUGGAUUUUCCGGAUAUCAGUUUGAAUUCCCACUGAAUUUGAGAAAGUUGACUCUCUCAUAUAAUUGUCAGCCAUGGAGUAAAAUUUCAGCAAUUGGAAAGCUGCCCAACCUUGAAGUGCUUAAACUACACUCUAAAUCCUUUGUGGGGGAAAAGUGGGAAAUGGAAGAAGGGGAGUUUGGUAACCUCCAAUUCUUGGAAUUGUCAGGCUUGGGCAUUCGCUGGUGGGACGCCUCUUCUGAUAAUUUUUGCUGUCUUGAGAAAUUGGUUUUGCAUGAUUGUGGUUGGCUGGAAAAGGUACCUUCUUGUUUAGGGGAAACCCUCACUCUUGACGUGAUUGAGUUAAAAUGGUGUCAUGAGUCUGCUGUAAAUUCUGUGAAGCAAAUUCAGCAAGAGCAGAUGGAUAUGGGAAAUAAGGAUCUAAAGAUCGUUAUUAUUUAAAAUUGAUGACAGCCCAUGUUUUCUUCUUAGUGCCAACUCAGAAAGAUAGUCGAUUUCCUCUCAUCACAUUUUGCAAUGGGUACUGUGGAUGUAUCUUCCUGAGUGGGCAGACAGUCAAAAGCAGAGGGGGUUCCAUUUGUGUGACCCUUACAACCAGCUCAGCACAAAAAUAUAUGCCAGGCACACUUUUCUAUUCCUUUUAUACAUUC
Messenger RNA from Coffea eugenioides, 980 nucleotides. RefSeq names its product putative late blight resistance protein homolog R1B-13. NCBI's taxonomy places the organism in Eukaryota, Viridiplantae, Streptophyta, Magnoliopsida, Gentianales, Rubiaceae. Gene Ontology annotation, biological process: protein folding. The record is from RefSeq and is a predicted model, not a curated record. Bases 94 to 771 code for a protein of 225 amino acids. Gene Ontology annotation, molecular function: alpha-tubulin binding. The transcript is spliced from 2 exons.